Carassius gibelio (silver crucian carp) is the source of this 1245-nucleotide messenger RNA. Its product is annotated as serine/threonine-protein kinase pim-1-like. Gene Ontology annotation, molecular function: ATP binding; protein serine/threonine kinase activity. Gene Ontology annotation, cellular component: cytoplasm. The transcript has 6 exons. The record is from RefSeq and is a predicted model, not a curated record. Gene Ontology annotation, biological process: regulation of mitotic cell cycle; protein autophosphorylation; negative regulation of apoptotic process. The coding region runs from base 240 to 1052 and encodes 270 amino acids. NCBI's taxonomy places the organism in Eukaryota, Metazoa, Chordata, Actinopteri, Cypriniformes, Cyprinidae.
ACCUCUUCCCCUGCCGUGACUCAAAGAGAGUCGAGGAUUCUACACCACAGGUGGCUCUGGACGAUUCUGAGAUUAAGUUAGCAGAUGAAACCAUUUCUGUUGAGCCUGAGCCAGGGUGUCAGACCAGGUCUGACCAGGUUUGUGCAGCUCUCCAGCCCUCAUCUGUGCAAGAGGCCGACCAAGAUCCAGCCACUCCAGCGGUGUCAUGUGUGUCAGAUUCAUCGGAUUUGGAGAUCAGUAUGGAUUCUGGAUCUAGAGUGUCUUUCUUCGUAGUGGGAGAGCUUCUAGGGCGUGGAAGUUUUGGCUUGGUGUAUGAGGGAUCCCACAUAUUUAGUGACAGAAUUAAGGUUGCAAUGAAAUACAUCCACAAGCACCAAGCUGAUCGUUAUCUUGACGCUCCUGGUCAUUCCAAACCUGUGCUUGCAGAAGUGGCAAUGUUGCUUCGGUUGGGACAACCUCCCUUAUGCCCCAACGUCAUCAAAUUGCAUGAUUGGAUUGAGAAUAAGAAGAGCUUUGUGCUCAUAAUGGAGUACCCGGAGCCAUGCCAUACCUUGCAUCAACACAUCAUCUAUUCAGACGACACGAAUGAAAAAAAAGCACGCUGGAUAAUCUGUCAGUUAAUCCAAGCGGUGAAACAUUGUAUUGACCGUGGAGUCUUCCAUGGUGAUAUCCACUCGGGGAACAUCCUGGUGACUGACCCCAGUUUAAAGCUCAAACUAAUUGACUUUGGUUGUGCUCAUCCAUUGAGCAGUGAGGGCAAUCUUAGCAGUGAAUAUCGAGGAGCACCAUUCUGCACCCCACCUGAGGUCUUAAUGCAUACCACAUUCCACGCUAACCCAGCAUAUGUCUGGGCAGUAGGUGUUGUGCUCUUUGAAAUCUUGCAUGGAUAUUUGCCCUUUGAAAGCCAAGACGAAAUACUGCGUGGCUACGUUCAAACGAAACUGACUUUAUCCUCAGCAUGCCGUGACCUGAUUUUCCAGUGUUUGAUCCGCAAUCCAUCUAACAGACUGACACUAGAGCAUCUAGAAGAGCACAGGUGGUUUAAUAACUAGACAGUGGACCCCAUGCUUCAACCAGACAAGAGAAGUUAAUCUAACACACAGAGUAGGUCUUAAAUUGUUUCUCAGUCCCCUCUUGCCCAUGGGAAGAGUCAUCUACAUUAAGACAAGACUCUAUUGGCAAAGUUUAUUGUUAAACUGUAUCUUAUACAUGGAUAUUAUAAGAGGUGGUACAGAGAUUCAUCCA